Molecule: messenger RNA, 480 nt
Organism: Penaeus indicus
Lineage: Eukaryota; Metazoa; Arthropoda; Malacostraca; Decapoda; Penaeidae
Exons: 2
Coding region: 49-285 (78 amino acids)
Source: RefSeq, a predicted model, not a curated record
CUUGCCUUGGAUAGGAGCCGAGUCUCUCUCACGUGCAUAAUCUUUAACAUGAAUCUGUUGUCGACAGUUCUAGCCCUGUUUGUGGCCCUAGCAGGCUUGGUGACCCUGACCGGUGCCGUGCCUGAGGCUUUCCCUAACCCCGUGGCUGACCCCGAUCCCUUCAAAUACAAGGGCGGCGGUGGAUUCCAAGGGGGAUAUGGAGGCUACAGGAAGCAUGGCUACGGAGGCUACAGGCGGGGCUACGGAGGCUACGGAGGCUACGGAGGCAAGAAGCAUUUCGGCUAAAGCUCUGUUGUCUCGGUUGCCUGAUAAUCGGACUUUCCUUUCGGACAUUAAAAUCUGAAAUUUAUAUCGACUGUCCCUUUUAUCCAGAAAAUAAAUCAAACAAACUGAUGGAUGAAAUCAAUUAUUUUUUAUAUUACACCAGCAUAGAAAAAUAGAUGUUUAUGCAAUUUUGAAUAUACAGAGUGAGUAUACAUA